Molecule: messenger RNA, 3264 nt
Organism: Pogonomyrmex barbatus (red harvester ant)
Lineage: Eukaryota; Metazoa; Arthropoda; Insecta; Hymenoptera; Formicidae
Gene: Fatp1
Product: Fatty acid transport protein 1
Biological process (GO): long-chain fatty acid import into cell; long-chain fatty acid metabolic process
Cellular component (GO): plasma membrane; endoplasmic reticulum membrane
Molecular function (GO): long-chain fatty acid-CoA ligase activity; long-chain fatty acid transmembrane transporter activity
Source: RefSeq, a predicted model, not a curated record
AAAAUCCGCUUUCUACCACGAGAUAGCAGUAUCGUCGAAUUAUCGAUUAUAGUCUAUUCGUUGAAACCGCGGAAGCCUGUCGGUCGAGUGAAAUCUUCCCGCAAAUCGUCCCGUGGGUUACAUAAAGCUCUCAAAUUUCACGUUCUAUAUCAUUCACACGGAUAAAGAAGUGUCAAUCGUCAAGUAGCUCGGCUAUAAAGUGCCGCGAGAGGGGUAGCAUUCUCCAUGCCAAUUCGAGCGUGAGACAUUUUACGCGCGAUAAACACGCGAUUUAAAAGGAUCUUGCAAAAAUGCGUGCUAGCCCCGUUUAAAGGACAUGCCGCGUGGAGAUACGAUUCUAUCUUCAUAGUAAGUACAGCGAUGCAACGCGCGCAAAAUAAUCGGGCACGGUGCGCUCAACCCGGAUAUGCCCUGAAUCGGAAGUGACAGGUAUUAACGAUGCAAAGUGGCACGAUCUUAUCGACAGGGAGAGACACGUGCGCGUUAAUCAAAAUUUUUUGCCAAUCGUUUCUAUCGAGCAAUGUUAGAUGGCGCUACGUAUCUUCUUUUUGCCACUUUGAGCGAAUUAUAUAAAACUUCAUCAAACGCAAAUCACGCGAAAUACGAUUAUAUUAUUAUUGUUAGGUAAUAUGAUUAUUAGAUUAUCCCCAAAAUAAGCUUAAUAGCAAUAGAAUUUUAAUUGAGGAUUUAGACCGUGACAUGUUGAUAUUUCAACAAUUGAAAAUUGUAACGAGAGAUGAUAUUUGAUCAAGACUGAUAAGGAGAGAUAAGAGAAAAAUGGAAAGAAAUGUGCGGGAAACCUGACGUAGUUUAUAUAUACGCAUAUUUUGCAUCCAUAUUUUUUAAAUUCAGUCAAGAAGAAAGUAAAACGAUAUCGAGCGCGGCGAGGCUCGUUUCGUAGGAGUAUCCUCGGUGUCGGCGUCGACGUCGACGUCGACGUCGACGUCGGUUCCGGCGUUGACAUCGACGCCGACACCGCUGAACGAGACAAACAGAUGUGACGUGCCGAGGGCAACGUUCGGAGUGGGGCGCACAGCAAAUGCAUCAUCAGGUACGCAUCAGGACUUCCAGACGACACGUGCUAGCGCGAGCGUGAACACGACUUCCAGAGGGACUUCGGAGGGAGAUCUCGAUGUGAGCCGAAGUCGUUGGAGAGCGUUCGGUCGGUUUCUACAACAUCUUACUCUCACUAUGCUGCUGUUGGCCAUUGCGGCAGGAGCACUGGCUUUAGUUGUCAUCUACAUGGGUCCGAUUUAUCUUGUGCAACUCCUCAUAGUGGUCUCCGUUGCCUACUUUGUUGCCGGUGGCCGUAUGAAAUGGUUCUACGUUGCCCUUAGGACAUUACCACGUGAUUGCAAAGGACUUAUAAGAUAUUUUAAAAUGCUGUGGUCAGUACAUAGUCAUGAAAAGAAAAACAGAAACGUCGCCGAUAUAUUUAGACAAUAUGUCAGUCGUCAUCCUAACAAAAUCUGCUUUAUAUUUGAAGAUCAAGAAUGGACUUUUCAACAGGUCGAGGACUUCAGUAAUAAAAUUGCGAACAUAUUUAAAGCGCAUGGUUAUAAGAAAGGAGACACGAUUGCUUUACUAUUAGAAAAUCGGCCGGAAUUUAUUGCGAUUUGGCUAGGUUUAAACAAGCUUGGUGUGAUAACAUCUUUACUUAAUACCAAUUUGCGCAAGAGUAGUCUUUUGCAUUGCAUUAAUAUUUCAAAAUGUCAAGCAUUUAUAUAUGGCAUCGAUUUUUUCGAUGCUGUAACAGAUAUCGCCUCGUCGUUGGAUGCUAAAUUAACUUUAUACAGAUUCGGAAAUCACUCGAAUGCAAUGUCAAAUGGAUUAAAAGAGAAAGAUUUAAAUGCCCUCUUGGCGGAUACACCCGCUACACCACCAAUCGUACAAGAAAGAAGUGGUUUUCAUGACAAACUUUUGUACAUUUAUACCAGUGGUACAACAGGUUUACCCAAAGCAGCUGUUAUUACUAAUUCAAGAUAUAUCUUUAUUACGAGUUCGGUACAGUACAUGGGAGUUUUACGUAAUUCUGAUAGAAUAUAUACCCCACUGCCGUUGUAUCAUACGGCUGGUGGAAUAAUGACUGUGGGCUUAGCUUUGGUACAUGGACACACAACAGUAAUCAGAAAAAAAUUUAGCGCUAGUGCGUAUUUUGCUGAUUGCAUUAAAUAUAAAUGUACCGUUGCUCAAUAUAUAGGAGAAAUGUGUCGAUAUAUUUUGGCAGUACCCUCUAAAAAAGAAGAUCACGAACAUACUAUUAGAAUGAUCGUUGGCAAUGGAUUAAGACCGCAGAUAUGGGAAGAAUUUGUAAAACGAUUUAAUAUUCGACAAGUGCUUGAGUUUUACGGUGCAACAGAAGGCAAUGCUAAUGUUAUGAAUAUUGACAACAAAAUGGGAGCUAUAGGUUUUUUUUCAAGAAUUAUCCCAUCGGUAUAUCCCGUUUCCCUUAUUAAAGUAAACGAAGAUGGAGAACCUAUACGCAAUUCUAAAGGAUUGUGUCAAGUCUGUGAACCAAAUGAACCUGGCGCAUUUAUCGGAAAGAUCGCACCAAAUAAUCCAACUAGGGCGUUUUUAGGAUAUGUGGACAAAAAAGCAUCUGAGAAAAAAGUAAUUUACAAUGUUUUUACAAAAGGCGAUUCUGCUUUUUUGUCGGGGGAUAUCCUUAUUGCCGACGAUUUUGGCUAUCUAUAUUUCAAGGAUAGAACGGGAGACACAUUUAGAUGGAAAGGAGAAAAUGUAUCAACUUCUGAAAUUGAAGGCAUAGUCAGUAAUCUUAUCAGUUAUCGAGAUUGUAUAGUAUACGGCGUGGAGAUUCAAGGUAAUGAAGGUAGAGCAGGAAUGGCAGCAAUUUAUGAUGCAGAUGGCACAUUGGAUAUAAAUAAAUUAUCCGUCGACAUUAAGGAACAAUUACCUGCUUAUGCCAGACCACAAUUUGUCAGGAUUUUGACGAAAAUUGAUCUCACAGGAACGUUCAAAUUAAAAAAGAAAGAUCUUCAGGAAGAAGGAUAUAAUCUGCAUAAAAUUCAAGACAAAUUAUAUUAUUUAGAUGCAAAACUUGGUUAUCAAUUAUUGACACUAGAAGUUUAUAAUCAAAUUCUACAAGGAAAAAUCAAGUUUUAAGCAUCUGAAGCAAUACAAAUGAUGGUAAUUGAUAUUUUAUAAUGCAUUUACCGCUAUUAAUAAUACAUAUGGACUAUUAUAAACAAAUCUCAGAAAUCUGAUGUAUUUAAAUAACAAAGUAAAUGUGAUAUUCAGCAGUAA